UUUCGACCGCUCCCCUUCCCUUCUACUCAGAGGGCUGGGUCUUACUUUUUCGCAGAACGAGGAGAAAAGGAGAAGAUCAGUAGACGCAGUCCAGAAGAGAAGGGAGAGUGUCCACUGCAAGAAGGAACUCCCAUUUUCACAGGCAGUUUUUGGCUUGUUUUCUCUCCGCAGUGAGCAGGAGCUUGGUCCCGCUGGCCUCGAGCACUCACCACUGAGGAGGAGAGAAGAACCACGGCAGUUUUGGGUAGACUACAGAAGACCGGGAAUCUCAGUCAAUAUGAUGCGUGAAGUGGGAACCCAAGUGAUGGAAUUCUACGACAAGCUCCUGAAUGGAAGGGAUGUCAGGGUUAGGGGGUACCCGCUGAUGCACAGCCCGGGUACAAUGACGGCCAUCCUGCUGGGCUACAUCUUUUUUGUUCUGUUCGCCGGGCCCCGUAUGAUGGCCAGCCGCAAGCCCUUCCAGCUGAAGGGGCCAAUGAUCAUCUACAACUUCUCUAUGGUGGUGCUGUCUACUUUCAUUGUGUAUGAGUUCCUGAUGUCAGGGUGGGUCACCACCUACAACUGGAGAUGUGACCCAUGUGACUAUUCAGAUAGCCCCGAAGCACUCCGAAUGGUUCGAGUGGCAUGGUUGUUCCUUUUUUCAAAAUUUAUUGAACUUAUGGACACGGUUUUCUUUGUCCUGCGUAAAAAGCACAGCCAGAUCACAUUCCUCCACAUCUUCCAUCAUUCCUUCAUGCCCUGGACCUGGUGGUGGGGCGUCUCCUAUGCGCCUGGGGGAAUGGGGUCCUUCCACGCCAUGAUCAAUUCUGUCGUCCACAUCAUCAUGUACUUCUACUAUGGCCUCUCUGCUGCUGGACCCAGAUUCCAGAAGUUCCUCUGGUGGAAGAAAUACAUGACUGCAAUCCAACUGGUUCAGUUCGUACUGGUAUCCCUGCAUGCCACCCAGUACUACUUCAUGAAGUCCUGUGACUACCAGGUGCCCCUGUUCAUCCACCUCAUCUGGAUCUACGGCACCUUCUUCUUCAUACUCUUCUCCAACUUCUGGUACCAGGCCUACGUGAAAGGCAAGCGGCUGCCUAAGCAGGCAGUGCAGGAGAAGCAGAAUGGCACAUCCAGCGGGUCCACCAUGGUGGCCAACGGCAAGCACCUGGAGAAUGGGACCACACACCACGAGAAUGGCAGCGCCCACAAUGGGAAAGUGAAGAAAGCCUAGGUUUGUAGGAACAAGGACACACAAAAUGUAUUCAAGAGAACCCUUACAAACACCACAGAUUCCAAAGCUUUGUUUUGUUUUAUUUUUUUCCCAGUUAAAUUUUCUAAUGCAAAAUCAUGGGGAGAUGAAAUGGUCAUUGGUUUCACCAGCUGGUUUCCCAUCUUCUUUCUUUAUGGGGAAUUAGCUGCGGAGCACGAUAUAUGAAGAGAAGACCUCCACUGAAGUAAUCUUCACUGAUGGUGCCCUUGAACCCAGGGUCAAAACUGCCUGUGUUAGGUCCCCUCCACCCACGACCUUGCCUCCCUCUGCUCCCCUGUAUACACCUAGGCAGGCAUGACUCCCCCCUGUGGACAAAGACAGACUUGAUAAACUUGAACACAUUUGUAAAUAAAGGUUCACUGUCAAAACUGGUGGGACGGGUGUGGCUGAUAUGGCCUAGAUUUUGCUACUGUAUGUAAGUUAAAUAAAUUAAAUGGAACAACACUGAAAUAAACAUUUUAAAAUAAGUGACUGUAUCUUGCUCAUGGAUAUUUUUUAAAACUGCCAUUUUGGAUUGAGCUUGGGUCACAGUUAUGUGCAACAACCUCCUAGUUGCUUUUCUAUAUUCUACCAAUUUAAAAAAUCCUUAAAACUAUCACCCACAAUAUUGUUGUCUUUAAAAUAUACACAUAUCAUUUCCUCAAAUGUUUGAAGGUACAAGGAUAUGUUCCACAGUUUACAUUUCCUGGUAAUACUAAUUUCCAAGGUAAUGUUGUAUGAAGGUAUAAAAAUAAUCGGGGUAGAUGUGGCUAAAAUUAUCACUAUCACAGGCAGUUUUGAUCCCCAUCUGGAAGCACUAUGGAGUCCAAUUUAUCUCUUAAAAAUAUCUGUUAAGAUUAUUUAAAUCCAGGUGUUAUGAAAAUGGCUAAACAAGUGUUGGUUUGGCAGACAAGUGCACUUUGCAUAUUGGUCCAUCAUCUUUCAAUAAUAUGCUGCAUUGUUUCAGUAAUUAUAAAAACAAGGUUCCAUUUCAGGUCCUACUGCUGUUCAACUAUCAUGUGUGUUUUCAGUUGUGCUUAUUUGGCCUAAAGGGUUACAAUUCCAUAGUGAGUUCAUCUUAAUGUCACCAGUCAUCAGUUAAAAGUUUCACAGUCUCCCAUUUUUUGCCAGCUUUGCCUACAGCAAACCCAGAUGAUGAAUAAAUAGGCUGAGACAUAAUCCAAAAACCUCCAUUCUCUAAAUUUAAAGAAUGGAGAAAAUUUAAAUUUAAAAUUUAAAACUCAUUUGUACCUGCCCCAUACUUUUUGAUAGUAGAUGUUCUUAUUCUUCUGUUUUCUAGACCCAGCUCUGUGGUCAGUAUAAUUUGUUUGGUUUUGCCCCCAAAGUUAGCAUUUGAUUGUUUCAAUAAAGGUUGGGAAACACACCCAUAUUAAUAUCUGAUUUAUUGCUUUUUUCCCCCACCGGUGUCUAUUCCUGUACAU
Megalops cyprinoides (Indo-Pacific tarpon) is the source of this 2673-nucleotide messenger RNA. RefSeq names its product ELOVL fatty acid elongase 1b (gene elovl1b). The coding region runs from base 278 to 1213 and encodes 311 amino acids. Gene Ontology annotation, molecular function: fatty acid elongase activity. The record is from RefSeq and is a predicted model, not a curated record. Gene Ontology annotation, cellular component: endoplasmic reticulum; endoplasmic reticulum membrane. The transcript has 10 exons. Lineage: Eukaryota; Metazoa; Chordata; Actinopteri; Elopiformes; Megalopidae. Gene Ontology annotation, biological process: fatty acid elongation, polyunsaturated fatty acid; fatty acid elongation, monounsaturated fatty acid; fatty acid elongation, saturated fatty acid.